AUGGAUCGUGUGGUAUUCUUGGGUUUUGUGGUCAGUUCUAAGGGAGUUGAGGUUGCUGAAGAGAAAAUCAAGGCAAUCAAAGACUGGCCUAAACCUAAGAGUGUAACUGAGGUUAGAAGUUUUCAUGGGCUUGCUAGUUUUUAUAGGAGAUUGGUUAGAGAUUUUAGCACCAUUGCUACUCCUUUAACUGAAGUUAUCAAGAAAGAUAAUGUUUUCACAUGGGGAAAAGACCAAGAUGAUGCUUUUAACUUAAAAGCAAUAGGUGCUGUUUUGAUGCAGGAGUCCAAGCCCAUUGCAUACUUUAGUGAAAAACUAAGUGGAGCUACAUUGAACUACUCAACUUAUGAAAAAGAGCUAUAUGCUUUGUUGAAGAGCCAAGGUAAGCUUAAUCAUAGGCACGCAAAAUGGGUUGAAUUCAUUGAAACUUUCCCAUAUGUGAUUUCUUACAAUCAAGAAAAGGAGAAUGUGGUUGCUGAUGCACUUUCAAGAAGGUAUGUCUUGGUCUCUACUCUUACUUCUAAAUUGAUAGGUUUUGAUCAAAUCAAGAGCCUUUAUGCUAAUGAUUCUGAUUUUGGCAAGGGAAGCACAUUGUGGUGGACUCAUGGGACACUUCGGAGUCCCAAAACUUUGGAUAUACUUGCUGAACAUUUCUUUUGGCCAGGCAUGCGAAAGUAUGUUGAGAAAGUGUGCUCUCAAUGUCUUGAAUGUAAACAAGACAAAUUAAAAGUGUUACCACAUGGUCUUUAUACUCCUUUACCUGUUCCUACUUCCCCUUGGCUUGAUAUUUCUAUGGAUUUUGUGUUAGGUCUGCAUAGAACUAAGCAUGGUAAGGACAGUAUAUUUGUAGUGGUAGAUAGAUUUUCAAAAAUGGCUCGCUUUAUUCCAUGUUUAAAGACUAAUGAUGCAUCACAUGUGGCUGAUUUGUUUGUGAAAGAAGUGGUUAAAUUACAUGGUAUACCUAAAACUAUUAUUAGUGAUAGGGAUGCUAAGUUUUUAAGUCACUUUUGGAGAGUUCUUUGGGGAAAGUAG
Lycium ferocissimum is the source of this 1029-nucleotide messenger RNA. RefSeq lists its product as uncharacterized. NCBI's taxonomy places the organism in Eukaryota, Viridiplantae, Streptophyta, Magnoliopsida, Solanales, Solanaceae. The coding region runs from base 1 to 1029 and encodes 342 amino acids. Gene Ontology annotation, molecular function: nucleic acid binding. The record is from RefSeq and is a predicted model, not a curated record. The transcript has 4 exons. Gene Ontology annotation, biological process: DNA integration.